GGACUGAGUGGACUGACCAUGCACGAUACAGCGCAGUGCAGACGGGACUGAACAGUGCACCAAAAGCUCGCUCCAAUCGUUCUUAUUGCUUGAUGGGUGGGUGGGUGUGUGCUUCUGAAGUCCAUCUAUCUGAGUUUUUAAAAGGGACGGGCAUCCUCGCCUGUCAAACUUCACUUCACUUCCGCUUUUCAUCUCUUUCCUCCCCCGUCGGCAGUACCUCCGUAGUGUCAUUCUAUUGACGAGGAUCCCUCCUCCUUGAGCCGACAUAACAUAACUCGUCACUGCACGUCUCCCACCGCCAGACAAUAGAAGAUCAUACCAGACAGACCACAACUUCGCAUUAACCAUCCCUCUCAAGCGCCUCGACUUGUCCCAGUUCCUGUCUCCAAGUCGGCUGUUGCUUGCGACUCGGCACUCAAAGUCUUGAUCUGACCAGCCAUCGCCCUUUACCCUUCGACCAGGGGACGUGCAGGUGGUUUGGUUAGUGACGUCGAAGCCAGGGUUUAGCGAUCAAUUUCCUGCUUGCGCGCCCCCCAGCGUCGCAUCGCAUUAUUAUUUACAGCCAGACAGGGACAGGUUAGCAGGCACGGACCAAGACCCUUUUUUGCUUUUACUCGAGAGAUAGAUAGACCAGCCCAGCCUGCCUCCACGAGCCGUUCACUUUCGACGACGUCUCUCUCUCUCUCUCUCUCCUCACUCUUUUCGAAGUUGUUGACCGACAACAUUCUUCUCCUUUCCUCCCGCUCACCUCUUGCGAAGGCAUCGCUCAUCCAUCAUGUCUGACCCUGUCGACGAGAAUAAGCCCAAUGUCUCCUUAUCAGGCUUGAUUGCGACCCUAGCUCCGACAGCUUUGAUCGCUGCAGUCUAUUUCCUGGUCUUUCUCAUAUUGCGAAAAUCCCAGCGCAGAUUCUAUGCUCCAAGAACUUACCUCGGCACAUUGCGUGAACAGGAACGCUCAGCACCUCUCCCAUCAGGGUGGUUCAAUUGGAUUGGUCCUUUCUGGAAGAUCCCCGAUACCUACGCUCUUCAGCACCAAUCCCUCGAUGCCUACCUCUUCCUUAGAUUUCUGCGCAUGACUGUGGUCAUUAUGUUCGUCGGUUCUUGUAUCACAAUGCCAGUCUUGUUCCCAAUCAACAUCACUGGAGGAAAUGGUGGCGGUCAAUUGGACAUGCUUUCGAUGAGCAAUGUCAACAAGAAUGCUAAGAACGGCAAAUACAAGUUCUUCGCCCAUUGCUUCUGUGGAUGGCUCUUCUUCGGAUUCGUACUCUUCUUGGUCAUCCGCGAAAGCAUCUUCUACAUCAAUCUUCGCCAGGCCUUCCUUCUUUCGCCAGUCUACGGCAAUCGAAUUUCUUCCCGGACCGUUCUCUUCACGUCCGUCCCCAAGCCAUACCUCGACGUAGCGAAGCUUCGCAAGGUCUUUGGCGAUUCGGUCAAGAAUAUUUGGAUUACUGGAGACACCACUUUAGUCGAUGAGUUGGUUGAAGAGCGUGAUAAGGUCGCAUACAAGUUGGAGGCUGCUGAGGUCAAGCUGAUCAAGUUGGCAAAUGCUGAGCGAUUGAAGGCUGCCAAGAAAGGAGCAAAUGUUGAGCAACCACCUAUUGGAGACGGAGAUGCUGAAUCUGGUUCCCUGGCUGCUCGAUGGAUCCCCACCAAGAAGAGACCAACACACAAGUUGGGCAAGUUUGGUCUAUUUGGACAAAAGGUUGACAGUAUCAACUGGUGCCGCUCUCGAUUGGAAGCUCUCAUCCCUGAGGUCGAAGCAGCACAAGCUGCAUACCGUGCUGGAGAAACCGAGAAGGUUGGAGGUGUAUUCAUUGAGUUUGUUCAUCAGUCUGAUGCUCAAGCUGCUUUCCAAACCCUGUCUCACCACCAGGCUCUUCACAUGUCCCCAAGAUACAUCGGCGUCAAUCCCAAUGAAGUUUUCUGGAAGUCUUUGAAGAUUUCUUGGUCGGCACGUCUUCUCCGCAGAAUCGCCGUUAUGGGUUUCAUUACAGCUUUGAUUGUCUUCUGGGCCAUCCCGGUUGCUUUUGUCGGUUUGGUUUCCAACAUUCAGUACCUUACCAACUACUCUUGGCUUAAGUGGCUGAACAAGAUUCCGGAUACUAUCAUGGGUGUUGUCAGUGGUCUUCUGCCAUCAGUUGCCCUUGCAAUUCUGAUGUCUUUGGUGCCAAUCAUCAUGAGACUCUGUGCCAAGCAAGCUGGUGAACCGACAGCAGCGCGCGUAGAACUGUUCACGCAAAACGCUUACUUCGUAUUCCAAGUUGUCCAAGUCUUCUUGGUUAUGACUGUUUCUUCGGCAGCUUCUACAGUGCUCAAGACUCUCAUCGAGAACCCUACCGGCAUCACUAGUUUGCUCGCCAACAAUCUUCCAAAGGCCUCCAACUUCUACAUGUCUUAUUUCAUCCUUCAAGGUCUGACUGUCGCUGCUGGAGUGUUGUCGCAGGUCGUUGGAUUUGUCAUCUUCACUCUAAUGUACAAGUUCCUCGCUAGUACACCAAGAAAGAUGUACAACAAGUGGGCCGGACUCAGCGCAAUUUCGUGGGGAAGCACUCUUCCAGUCUUCACCAACAUUGCUGUUAUUGGUAUUACAUACUCAUGCAUUGCGCCACUUGUCCUUGGUUUCGCUACCAUCGGAAUGUCGCUCUUUUAUCUCGCCUUCAGAUACAACGUCCUCUUCGUGACUGAUUCCCAAAUCGACACGAAAGGUCUUAUAUAUCCUCGAGCCCUUCAACAGCUUCUUACCGGAGUUUACCUUUCGGAGAUUUGUCUCAUUGGUCUGUUUGCCAUCAACACCACAGUUGGUCCAUUGAUCCUAAUGAUCGUCUUCCUCGUCUUCACUGUUCUCGUCCACUUCUCCAUGAAUGCUGCUCUCGGUCCCCUUCUUUACAACUUACCCAAGUCUUUGGAGGCUGAGGAAGAGUCCUUCCGAGGAUCACUCGAGGCAGCAUCCCACGAGUCUGUCAUCAAGGAGAAGAAUGGUAGUGGUGAAACUACCUCCACUGCCGCACCACACAAGAAGCCAAACUUCGUCACCAAGUUUCUCAAGCCCCACAUUUACUCCGACUACGCCACUCUCCGCCGUCUCGUACCUCACGGUCUACUUGAUGCCGAUAACUUGUACGAGGAACAUACUGCUCAGAACGCAUACUUCCCGCCAUCAGUAAACUCUCCUACUCCACUCCUCUGGAUCCCAAGAGACGAUGUCGGAAUCUCCAGACAGGAAGUUUCGCACACCUCGAGGGUCAUCCCUAUUACCGAUGAGGGAUGUACUUUGAACGAGAAGAACAAAUUGGUUUGGGAUACUGAAGGCGCUCGACCACCUCUCUGGACACCAAAGGUCUACUACUGAUCGACUCAGUUCGACUUUUCUAAUCACACGUACCUACUGCAACAAUCAACGGAUGGAAUAUACCCAAAAGGAAUGGAAUGCGGAAUGAAUGAGUUUUAGUUCACGGCCGAAAUAGAACGGGGAACGCAUACUUUUUGCCUUUCUUGAUUUCUCGACUUCUUUGAAUGUUAUUUGGUUUUAAUUGGAGGAUGGAAUAAUGGAAUUGCAGCUUUCUGAUUCGUUGCGAUAUGUAAGAUGGAAUCUUGGCGUAUGGCUGGGAUCAAUGGGUCCAAGGUUGAGAGAGGGAGGGAGGGAAGUAAGGAAUGAGGUACGGUUGCUUGUUGCGAGCGUGCGAAGAUAGAUACCCGAAUCGUCAGUGUAGAUCCCGAGAAAUGAAAACGACAUCAAAAUGAC
Cadophora gregata is the source of this 3742-nucleotide messenger RNA. RefSeq lists its product as uncharacterized. Lineage: Eukaryota; Fungi; Ascomycota; Leotiomycetes; Helotiales; Ploettnerulaceae. The transcript has 6 exons. Gene Ontology annotation, cellular component: plasma membrane. The record is from RefSeq and is a predicted model, not a curated record. The coding region runs from base 776 to 3349 and encodes 857 amino acids. Gene Ontology annotation, molecular function: calcium-activated cation channel activity.